Vitis riparia (riverbank grape) is the source of this 1670-nucleotide messenger RNA. Its product is annotated as mitogen-activated protein kinase kinase 5. Gene Ontology annotation, biological process: protein phosphorylation. The transcript has a single exon. Bases 315 to 1382 code for a protein of 355 amino acids. NCBI's taxonomy places the organism in Eukaryota, Viridiplantae, Streptophyta, Magnoliopsida, Vitales, Vitaceae. Gene Ontology annotation, cellular component: cytoplasm. The record is from RefSeq and is a predicted model, not a curated record. Gene Ontology annotation, molecular function: protein serine/threonine kinase activity; ATP binding.
CUCCACCAGCCCUAGCUCUUUUCACAAAUCAGACAGUUCUCUCUUCUUUCCAGUUUUCUCUUCUUCCAAGAACCUUCUCUCUUCUUUUCUCUCUCUAGAAAGACUCUUUCCAUGGAUGAUUUCCUCAAGACGAUCAUCCAACGCCAGAACCCCCUCUUCUUCCUCGGACCCAUGAAACCACAGCCACAAAUCCCACCCUUUCUCUCUCUAGUUUCUUGCUAACGAAGCAUACCCCUCCCUGCAAAACAGAAAUAUAACAAGCCCCAGAAAGGAAAACAAGAAAAGGGAAAGAAACCCAACUCAGUCGUCCACUCAUGAAGCCGAAUCAACCCCCUACCGCCGCCGCCUCCCCCUCAGCCGCCAAUAACCGGAUUCGGCCUCGACGGCGGCCCGACCUCACGCUUCCUCUCCCGCAGCGGGAUCCUUCCCUUGCCGUGCCGCUUCCUCUUCCGCCGACGUCGGCUCAGUCUUCGUCCUCCGGAGGGGCGGCGGCGGCGGCGACGCCUGCGUUCUCGGAGCUGGAGAGAAUCAACAGAAUCGGAAGCGGCAGCGGCGGCACCGUGUACAAGGUCCUCCACAGGCCGACGGGGAGGUUGUACGCCUUGAAGGUGAUCUACGGAAACCACGACGACGACGUGCUCCGCCAGAUCUGUCGAGAAAUCGAGAUCCUCAGAGAUGUGGAUAACCCCAACGUGGUGAAGUGCCACGACAUGUACGACCACGCCGGCGAAAUCCAGGUGUUGCUGGAGCACAUGGACGGUGGAUCUCUUGAGGGGACUCACAUCGCCGACGAGCUCUCUCUCUCCGAUCUCGCGUUUCAGAUCCUCUCCGGCCUCCACUACCUCCAUCGCCGGAAAAUCGUACACCGCGACAUCAAACCUUCGAACCUCCUAAUCAACGCCAGGCGACAAGUGAAGAUCGCUGACUUCGGUGUGAGCCGGAUCUUGGCUCAGACCAUGGAUCCGUGUAACUCAUCGGUGGGAACGAUCGCGUACAUGAGUCCGGAGCGGAUCAACACCGAUCUCAACCACGGCAGGUACGACGGCUACGCCGGCGACAUCUGGAGCCUCGGUGUGAGCAUCUUGGAGUUUUAUUUAGGGCGUUUCCCGUUUGCUGUCGGCCGGCAAGGGGAUUGGGCGAGUUUGAUGUGCGCAAUCUGUAUGUCGCAGCCGCCGGAGGCGCCAGCCACUGCAUCAAGGGAGUUUAGGGACUUCAUAUCACGGUGUCUGCAGAGGGAGCCGGCGGUCCGGUGGUCGGCGGAAAAACUUCUCCGGCACCCCUUUGUGCUUCAGAGUCAGAGAAGAAGAGGACAGAGUCAAAGCCAGGUUCAUCAUCCUCCCCAGCUUCUUCCUCCUCCACGCCUGCAUUCCUCGACGUCUUGAUUUUUUUUUUUUUCUCACUUUUUGGAAAUGGAAAUUUGAAUUUUAUGUGUAGUUGUCAUAUGGGGUUUUGAUUUUUAGGAAGGAGAGUUGGGAAAUUUAGGUCUGUUUCUGAAUUCAAACCAAUCAAACAAUCAAGGAAUCAAUCAAUCAAUGUUGUCUUUCGACAGUCUUUUACCAGGAAAAGCAAAGGAAAAUAGUGUAUUCCCUCUAUAUUUUCUCCUCAUUUAAUUGAUUUCCCUUAUCCCCCCCACAUUUUGGCAAUGGAAAUUGUACUUUCUUUUUCAUUUU